Molecule: messenger RNA, 2028 nt
Organism: Rosa chinensis
Lineage: Eukaryota; Viridiplantae; Streptophyta; Magnoliopsida; Rosales; Rosaceae
Exons: 1
Coding region: 1-2028 (675 amino acids)
Biological process (GO): meristem maintenance; meristem development
Source: RefSeq, a predicted model, not a curated record
AUGAUUGAAGCGCAAGAAAAUGAGGCCAUGGUUUCACCAACUGGAGGAGACCCAUUUCGGAAAAGAGCCUACUUUCUCAAACCCAUUGUUGCUUCCUCCAUUGAUGAACCUCCUCCUGAGCUUUCCCAGUGUUUUAGCUCCCUCCCAUCAGGUUUUGAGCCCAAGAAAUUGGUUCUUGAAAUCCGUGGAUGGCGUCUGGACCACAAAGAUUUGAAGACUUGGGUGGAGCACUUGGCUUUAACUCACCAAGGUACAUGGAGGACAGCUGGAAUCUAUGAUGCCAUCUUCAAUUCCAUGUGCGAAAUCCGAAAGAAGAAUGAUUUGGUUCGUGGGCUUGGCGAGAAAUGGUGCUGUGACACCAACACGUUCAUUUUUGAUUGGGGUGAAGCAACUAUUUCUUUGGAAGAUGUGAUGGUGUUGGGAGGGUUUUCUGUUUUGGGAGACUCUGUUUUCAGUCCUCUUGAAAGCAGAGAACUAAGAGAAGUGGAGGAUAGACUUGAGCAAGUGCGGAAGGGAUUUCAAAAUAAAAGAGGUGAUCAAGGCUGGGGAGUUGCCUACACUGAUUUGUGGAUGAAGGAAUUCAUGAAAGGUGGGAGUGAUUUGGAGCAUGAGGCAUUUCUUGUGUUCUGGUUGUCUAGGUAUGUUUUUCAUGAUGCUCGUAAUUCAGUGAACAAGGCUGUGUUUUCCAUUGCAAUUCGUUUAGCUAGAGGAACUCGGAUUGCGCUUGCGCCUGCUGUUCUUGCAAACAUUUAUAGAGAUUUGGGUAUGUUGAAGAGGAGUAUUGCAGCUUCGAAUGAGUUGAAAGUGACGAUCAAGUCGCCAUUCCAUUUGGUUCAGGUUUGGGCUUGGGAGAGAUUUCUGGAACUUCGGCCAAGGCCAAAUGGUAUCAGAAAUGCUGAGCCGAGAUUGGCUCGAUGGGAUAAAGUACUUGGUCUAAAUGUUGGAAACUUGAGGAGCGUUUUGGAUUCGGCGGGAGAAGGUUUCUUGUGGCGCCCUUAUGCCAUUGCCAUUGAGAACUGGAAACUUCCCAAGUAUUUUGUGGAGAAGGAGAAGUGGGUAGUGGUUGGUCCCAGUUUGAAUGAUGAUGAAUUGCUGUCAUUUUCGAUAUGCUUGAGGGUGAAUGAGUUGGUUGGAUUUGGUACUAAACAGCAGUACCUUCCGCACCGAGUGGCUAUGCAAUUUGGUUACGAUCAGGACAUCCCAGGUUUUGUGGCUCCAUUGAUUCACAAUACUAAUAUGACCUGGAAGCAGUACUUGAAAGAACUUGAGUAUGUGAUAUUGUAUAUACCAUCGAGGCUUUCUGAGGCGGAUGCUAGCACAAGAUACUUAAAGUGGUGGAAGGAAUCCAUGGCAGGCCUCAAACACAGAAGUAUGUCACCAGAAAAGAAAGCAAGGGAAGCUGUCAAUGAGAUAUAUGACGUCAGCAUUCCUUGUAUCCGUUCUCCAAAGAAGGCAGAAGUACUCAUGCAGGUUUCUGCAGGAAGGAAUGUAUACGAAGGUAAUGAUUCCCUUGUGCCUCCCGGAUUCCCUCCAAAAAGGUAUAGGCUGGAAGUUGGAGAUCCUAUGGAUGAUGAUGACCUAACUAUAUCAGAGGCUUUGAAAAUUAGGAAGAAGCAUAAAACUGUUGAAACUAGAAAAGGUAGCGACGGUGAGAAGUUAUCAGCUGAUCAUGAUCAAAUCUUGGCAUCUUCAAUUGCAGAUGAAUAUUAUGUUAAUACUAUGACAUCAGAAAUAUUUGAGAAUGACAUUACAUUGGGUAAAGUUGUGACUUGUAAGGGUAAGAGGAAGCUGAGAAAGGUAAGCAUCAUUAUUGGCAAUGAAUGUCCUAGUAGCACCUCUCCAGUUGAGGAACAGGAAUGUGGUAGCCUCAGCUCUUCAUUUGAGAGACCGGAAAACGCUUGCAGCAGGUCUGUAUUUGAGAAACCAGAAUAUGCUAGCAGCAGUUCAUUUGAAAAACGGGUGCCACAACUUAAAUCCAAGGUUACAAUGCUUGAAAAGAUAGUUGAGGUGUUAAAAUCUAGGACAUAG